GUCAGACAGAGAGAGAGAGAGAGAGAGAGAGAAGAUCAGACGGACGAGUCGAGUGAGUGAGUGGAGGUGGAGGCUCCUCUUCUGAUGUGUUUAAUGGAGUCGCUGCGGUAGCCGCGAAGAAAACGUCGCGAGAGUUUCUUCUUGGUCGGUCGGUUGGUUGGUUGCGGCUUUGUCAUUCUUCUGAAACAGUUGCGAGGGGGAGGUUUCAAAUUGUUGUAAGAAGUCACUUCUGUCCGGCCCUUUCCUCUUACUUCCCCUUUAUUCCACACUCCUGUCUUUGCUUCUUCAGCUUAUUAUUGUUUUCUGUGCUUUUCCCCCAAUUACUGCUUUUAACUCUCGUUUUCUGCACCCGUUUUAUGCCAAAUCUAUUCUAAUUUCAGUCCGCAACUUAGGGUUUUAGGGCUUCAGCUUUUUUUUUUUUCUUAUUUAGGUUUUGUAAGGACUGCCAUUCCUGUGCUGUAAUCCUUUCUUUUUUCUUUUUUUUCUUUUGGGAUCUCCACGACAUCUUGUGAGUGGGAGCAUGAACCGUAAUUAGAUUUGGCAAUACUCAACUCUUCUUUUGUAUGUAUGUUGUUGUUAUAUUUGCUCAAGAAUUCACCAUGAUUCGGAUGUUUUAUUCGAGUCCUUUUUAGGUUUUUUAUUUUCUUUUGUUCAACGUAGCCUCUCUGUCUCUCUCUGGUGCCUAUGUGAAUGCGCCAUUUUGAUCGGGUUGGUACUCGUUUGUAGGUUGGUUUUAGUAGGUUUAGCUGUAAAUCAUGUCUAUGAACAACAGUAAUGCUCCUAAGAGUGUGGGGGUUCCAUCCCCUUUUGGCAACUCUAUGGCUGCUCAUCUCCAGUCACAGUCCCAUCCCCAGCAACAACUCCCUUCUUCCUUUCCCGCCCAAUUCAAUCUGUCCCAGCUUUCUGCUGCUCAUGCCCAAGCCAUUGCUCAAGCAUCAAAGGCUCAGGCUCAGGCUCAGGCGCAUGCCCAGUUCCAAGCCCAUUUACAAGCUCAGGGUAUAUCCCUUAACCAGCCUCAUCCCAGUGCGCUUGCCAAUUUGGGUUCUGCGUCACCUUCCAUUUCGGGCUCUGGUAACCCCAAUGCCAAAAGGCUCCCGCAGAAACCACCUGUACGCCCACCUGGCUUGUCCACCACCAACGCUCCUUCUCCAAUGAGAACGAUGGAGCUUUCUGCUACUGCUCGGAGGAAAAAGCAAAAGCUCCCCGAGAAGCAAUUGCAUGAAAGAGUUGCAGCUAUUUUGCCUGAAUCUUCCCUGUACACCCAGCUCCUGGAGUUUGAGUCUCGUGUUGAUGCUGCACUCUCGAGAAAGAAAAUUGACAUCCAAGAGGCCGUUAAGAAUCCCCCUUGUAUUCAGAAAACCCUCCGCAUUUAUGUAUUUAACACCUUCGCUAAUCAGAUCCGUACAAUUCCCAAGAAGCCCAAUGCCGAACCACCUACCUGGACACUGAAGAUAAUUGGGAGGAUUCUGGAGGAGGGGAUGGACCCAGAACAGGCUGCCAUGUUUCAGAAAACGAGUUCCAUGUACCCAAAAUUCUCUUCAUUCUUCAAGAGAGUCACCAUAUCUUUGGACCAGAAAUUGUAUCCCGAUAACCAUAUGAUUAUAUGGGAUAAUGCUCGAUCCUCAGCACCUCAUGAGGGAUUCGAGGUAAAAAGGAAAGGGGAUCAAGAAUUUACUGUCAAUGUACGGUUGGAGAUGAAUUACAUGCCUGAGAAAUUUAAGCUUUCAGCUGCUCUGAUGGACGUACUUGGGAUUGAGGUUGAUACUCGUGCAAGAAUUAUAUCUGCUAUAUGGCAUUAUGUAAAGGCUAGAAAGUUGCAAUGCCAGGAUGAUCCUUCUUAUUUCAAUUGUGAUCCUCCGCUCCAUAAAGUGUUUGGUGAGGGAAAGGUGAAGUUUACUGCUGUGACGCAGAAGAUAUGCCCUCAUUUGGCUCCACCACAGCCUAUACAUUUGGAGCACAGGAUAAAACUUUCUGGCAAUAGCCCGGCUGGAACUGCAUGUUAUGAUGUAUUAGUUGAUGUGCCCUUCCCUAUACAGAGAGAAUUGAAUGCCUUGCUAGCCAACACAGAAAAAACCAAAGAGAUUGAUGCCUGUGAUGAAGCAAUUUGUACUGCCAUCAGGAAGAUACAUGAGCACCGAAAACGAAGAGCAUUUUUUCUUGGUUUCAGUCAGUCACCGGUCGAAUUCAUUAAUGCCUUAAUUGAUUCCCAAAACAAGGAUCUGAAGCUUGUUGUAGGGGAAGGUGGCCGUAGUGCUGAGAAGGAGCGCCGGUCUGACUUCUACAACCAGCCAUGGGUUGAAGAUGCUGUUAUUCGAUACUUGAACCGGAAACCACCCGCAGAUGCCCCUGGAAGCACUUGAAUAACGAGGGAAAGAUAACCCGCAGUUGCUGCAAUUUGAGUGCAUUUCGCUUUCUGACGGUUUGACUGAAAAUGUCAUAUUAUUUUUGAGAAGUGCUGGGCCGUAGUUGCUCUUUCCAUGUUCCGGCAGGAGGGAAAGAUGCAUUCUGGUAGAAGAAAAGAUUAGGAUUUGUGGGCUGUUUCAAGCAAUUUACUCGGUCUUGCUGUUUAUGCUGGUUAUAAAGCAAGGCGAAGCAGUUUAAAGGGCCUCUCGUGCUGUAAUGUAUUUCUGUAGUUAGUUCAUUUAUGGAAGCCUAGGACCAUAGAUCAAGUAGCAGGCGCUUUCAAUGCUGACAUUGUUAAAAAUUCAUGUAUUUCAUAUCGAAUCUCAGUUUCUGGCAUCAUAUACUGGGGGACUCGGACCUUUGCAUGGAAAAAGGGAAAAUUAGAAGAGAAAUAUAAUAUUGUGUAA
This is a messenger RNA of Coffea eugenioides, 2810 nucleotides long. RefSeq names its product SWI/SNF complex component SNF12 homolog. The record is from RefSeq and is a predicted model, not a curated record. Gene Ontology annotation, cellular component: nucleus; SWI/SNF complex. The transcript has 2 exons. Gene Ontology annotation, biological process: regulation of transcription by RNA polymerase II. NCBI's taxonomy places the organism in Eukaryota, Viridiplantae, Streptophyta, Magnoliopsida, Gentianales, Rubiaceae. Bases 756 to 2360 code for a protein of 534 amino acids.